Pyricularia oryzae 70-15 is the source of this 698-nucleotide messenger RNA. RefSeq names its product DNA-directed RNA polymerase III subunit RPC10. The record is from RefSeq and is a predicted model, not a curated record. The transcript is spliced from 3 exons. Gene Ontology annotation, biological process: termination of RNA polymerase III transcription; DNA-templated transcription. Gene Ontology annotation, molecular function: zinc ion binding; nucleic acid binding; DNA-directed RNA polymerase activity. Lineage: Eukaryota; Fungi; Ascomycota; Sordariomycetes; Magnaporthales; Pyriculariaceae. The coding region runs from base 84 to 416 and encodes 110 amino acids. Gene Ontology annotation, cellular component: RNA polymerase III complex.
UUUCAUCGUCUCCCAAAAGCUUGAAAACCUUCCACCAAAUACUACUCGAAAGUGAGCCAUUUGCAAAUUUCCACACUCCCAAGAUGCUGCUCUUCUGCCCCAGCUGCGCCAACGUCCUAACCGUCUCGGCCAUGGAGACGGGGAAGAACCGACUUGAGUGCCGAACGUGCCCGUACGAGUUCGCCAUCAACGAGCCCCUCUUCAGCCGCAAGGAGUUUGCGCGCAAGGAGCGCGAGGACGUCUUUGGCGGGCCCGGCGCGUGGGACAAUGCGCAAAAGGGUCGCGUGCAGUGCCCCGCCGACAACUGCGACGGCGAGGAGGCCGCCUUCUUCCAGGUCCAGAUCCGCAGUGCUGAUGAGCCGAUGACGAGCUUUUACAAGUGCAUGACUUGUGGCCACAGAUGGCGUGAGAACUGACAGAUCGUGGCCUGUGGUUGUUUUCGUAUUUUCGGUCUUUUUGCGAUGGAGUGGUGGAGAGCCGCAUGGCGGUCUCGUUGCUUUCGGAUCUGGUAAUUACGGCGAAAUGGCGUUCGCAGCGGAGGCGUUUGGCUGGCUUUAAUAUCGUGGCUUUCGAUGUGUGCAGAUUUGUUGCGCCCUGGGCUGGGCGAACUUUUGUCGUCCCCCAAUGAUCCCAAUAGUUCCUGUCCCUAUAUCUCAAAACUCCGAGGCCUUUGCUAGUGAUGUGACACACUCCCAACG